AUGACGAAAAUUACUAAUCCUCUUUCCAUCCUUUUCCUCUGCCUUCUAUCACUCUCCUCUUUCUCGAUCUCUGCAGCUCAGACAGACACCGCACGUAAUCGUACUUUUACUCUCACUGCGUAUAAUCCCGACUACCCUUUCCUUAACAAUAUUCCGGUCACUAUUGGCGCUGCAUCGGGUCAAACAACCGUUGGAGUAAGCUUUCCCAAUAACUACGGCUUACAUGCUUUUAUCUGGAAUGGGAAACUUUACCGCCCCUGUGAUACGUCUCCUACCGGCGUCUGCAUAGGCUAUUGGAGUAAGAACUAUGGCGGUAUUUCCGUUGGUUGGACACUUCUGUUCGAUGAUGACGAAACCUAUAACCCUAAUGACCCUUGCUGUUCGGUCGAUGGGACAUGGGGCGUGAGCACAAUCGAUGGCCGAGACUAUCUCACAAAUUACGACACUACUCUGUUCGAAAUGUGCGACGUCGACCCCAAUGGGAGUGGGACAAUGGGAUAUUGGAUUGGGUACGCUGUAACGUCUGAAAGGUGGAAAUGUUUCCCACGCACGACACUUGCGAUUACGUGGGAUUAUUGA
Molecule: messenger RNA, 579 nt
Organism: Morchella importuna
Lineage: Eukaryota; Fungi; Ascomycota; Pezizomycetes; Pezizales; Morchellaceae
Exons: 2
Coding region: 1-579 (192 amino acids)
Source: RefSeq, a predicted model, not a curated record